AUGUAUCUUGAGCUACAGUGUCGAUCAGCGUUAUAUCCUGAUCUAUGUGUUCAAACCCUUUUGCCAUAUGUAACCAAAACCGGACUACCAAGCUCUCAACUACUAGCUGAAAUUUCACUAGCUUCAUGUCUAUCUAAAGCGCGGUUUACCAAAGCCUAUUUGAACAUGGUAGCGAAGAAACUAAAUGAAACCGAGGUUAACUUAGGAAACAAUCAAGCGAUCGAAGAAUGUAUUCAACAAAUCAAUGAUGGAGUGAACCAGAUUACACAAUCUUUUAAGGAGUUGCAAAAAAUAGGAAAAGAUGGUGACGAAAAUUUUAUGUGGCAUGAAACCAACGUGCAAACUUGGGUCAGUGCUGCGUUGACGGAUGCAACAACGUGCAUUGAUGGGAUAUUGAUGGGUGGGAUCAGUAGCAGGAGAGAACAAGCUAUGAUCAAAGCAAGGUUGUUGAAUGUGAAGCAACUGGCUAGCAAUUCUCUUGCGAUGUUUAGCCGUUUCACUAUGCGAUAUCGUGCAUCUCGUGGCAUUAAGAAUCCCCAAAUUUUGUCAUAA
This is a messenger RNA of Helianthus annuus (common sunflower), 552 nucleotides long. RefSeq names its product pectinesterase inhibitor 9. Bases 1 to 552 code for a protein of 183 amino acids. Gene Ontology annotation, molecular function: enzyme inhibitor activity. Gene Ontology annotation, biological process: negative regulation of catalytic activity. The record is from RefSeq and is a predicted model, not a curated record. The transcript has a single exon. Lineage: Eukaryota; Viridiplantae; Streptophyta; Magnoliopsida; Asterales; Asteraceae.